Molecule: messenger RNA, 3464 nt
Organism: Alosa sapidissima (American shad)
Lineage: Eukaryota; Metazoa; Chordata; Actinopteri; Clupeiformes; Clupeidae
Product: tyrosine-protein kinase CSK
Exons: 14
Coding region: 414-1766 (450 amino acids)
Biological process (GO): regulation of Fc receptor mediated stimulatory signaling pathway; protein phosphorylation; adherens junction organization
Molecular function (GO): protein binding; ATP binding; protein tyrosine kinase activity
Source: RefSeq, a predicted model, not a curated record
GCAAGCGCACACGAGGUGUCUGAAUGAAACGGAGACCAUUUCCUUUUCACGGCCCUGUGCGAACUCAAACGAGAAAGCUCUGCGGAAACUGUGCUUUGAUUUACUUUAUUUAACCCGGUUAAACUGGAUGUUGACUAGAACAGACAUCGCCUGCGUUCAUUGCCGCAGUAUAUCGUGAAGGUGCGGGGAGGGUAUUUUGCCAAGAGGAUAUCUAAUGAAGGCUCCUGAGCGGCCGAGACAGCGGUCAUUCUGACGAAGAUGGUCAGUGACAUGACCUUUUUGCUGCCCCUUGCACCAGAAACAUGGUUCUGCAGAACUAGCCUGAGCAGAACCAAGGUCAGCACACACCAGCUCUGAUGGUACCAGCUCAACUGUGACGUCUGAGAGAAGACCCUCUACCCCACACCCUCACCAUGUCUGGGAUCCAGGCAGCCUGGCCACCCGGCACAGAGUGUGUGGCCAAAUAUAACUUCCAGGGCACCACGGGUCAGGACCUGCCCUUCUUCAAGGGAGACGUGCUCACCAUCAUCGGUGUCACCAAGGACCCAAACUGGUACAAGGCUAAGAACCAGGUGGGCAGAGAGGGCACCAUCCCCGCCAACUACGUCCAGAAGAGAGAGGGGGUCAAAUCAGGGGGCAAGCUCAGUCUCAUGCCAUGGUUCCACGGGAAGAUCUCUCGGGAGAUGGCGGAGCGUCUGCUGUACCCGCCCGAGACGGGCCUUUACCUGGUGCGCGAGAGCACCAACUACCCCGGCGACUACACGCUCUGCGUCAGCUGCGACGGCAAGGUGGAGCACUACCGCAUCAUCUACCACAACGGCAAGCUCAGCAUCGACGAGGAGGAGUUCUUUGAGAACCUCAUGCAGCUGGUGGAGCACUACACCAAAGAUGCCGAUGGCCUGUGCACCAGACUCAUCAAGCCAAAGCUGAUGGAGGGAACGGUGGCGGCCCAGGACGAGUUCUCCAGGAGCGGGUGGGCUCUAAACAGAAAAGAGUUGAAGCUCAUCCAGUCCAUUGGAAAAGGGGAGUUUGGCGAUGUGAUGGUGGGAGACUACAGGGGGACCAAGGUGGCCGUGAAAUGCAUCAAAAACGACGCCACAGCUCAGGCCUUCAUUGCAGAGGCCUCAGUCAUGACGCAACUGAGACACACUAACCUUGUGCAGCUGCUGGGUGUGAUCGUAGAGGAGCGAGGAAGCCUCUACAUAGUCACCGAGUACAUGGCCAAGGGGAGUCUUGUGGACUACCUACGCUCCCGAGGCAGAACAGUGCUGGGUGGAGAGUGCCUACUCAAAUUCUCACUUGACGUGUGUGAAGCAAUGGAGUACCUGGAGGCCAAUAACUUUGUGCACAGAGACCUGGCAGCCAGGAACGUUCUGGUCUCAGAAGACAACAUCGCCAAGGUGAGCGACUUCGGCCUGACCAAGGAGGCGUCAUCCACGCAGGACACUGCUAAGCUCCCCGUCAAGUGGACAUCUCCCGAAGCCCUCAGAGAGAAGAGGUUUUCCACUAAGUCGGACGUGUGGAGCUACGGCAUCCUGCUUUGGGAGAUCUACUCUUUUGGCCGUGUGCCUUACCCCAGAAUUCCAUUAAAGGAGGUGGUUCCGCGGGUAGAGAAGGGCUAUAAGAUGGACUGCCCCGACGGCUGUCCGCCAGUGGUGUACGACCUGAUGAAGCAGUGCUGGACUCUGGACUCGGUGGUGCGGCCCUCCUUCCGCAUGCUACGCGAGAAGCUGCAGCACAUCAAGUCCAAGGAGCUCUACCUGUGAGCCAACCAGAGAGAGAGAGAGAGAGGCGGAGAAAUGAAGGAAAGAGAGAGAGGGCGGGAGCGAGCAAUGAAGAGGGAGCACUGAACCUGGAGAGAGGGAGGAGAAGAAAGAGAACCAAGAAAGGAGGAGAGCGGAGCUGGGACUUGCCUUCCUCACUCGCUCAAACCAUGGACCACAACCUAAAACCCGCACUCGUUUUGAUUUCGUUUGUUUUUGUUUUGCUUUCCUUUUGUUUUGUUUUUUUGAAAAUGUGUCUUUUAUUCUGGACGGUCUAGCUCUCCUCCAUAAUGAGAAAGGAACACCCCACUCUCUGUUCCUUGUUUGUGUGCGUGAGUGUGUGUUGAGUGUGUGCGUGCAUGCAUUCAUGCAUUCAAGCGUGUGCGUUGUGCGUUGCUUAAACCAGACUGCCCUCUCCACAUAUAUUUUUUCCCCUCUCUCUCUCCCUCUCCUCUGUCUCCUGUCUCUCUCCAUCUCUGUCUAUUUGAUCUCUCUUUUUACAGCCUUUCGUUGUCUCUCCUGCUUCUCUCACUGCGGACGUGACAGUGAUGGGAGUGAGGCUGGCCUUUUUCCCACACACCUGUCAGGUGCUUCAUCCCUCUCUCCCACUCUCUUUUUCCCUCGCUCCUCUCCUCUCAUCCCAUCUUCCUCUAAGGGCAUUCCCUUACUACCCCCCCUUGCCACCCCCCCCCCCCCUCUAUUGUGUGGCGCUGGUUCCAGCUGCAUGCUUCCUCCUCUUUGUUGUGUAUGUGUGUGUGUGUGAUCAGGGGAGGGCUUCACUCUGUGCCAAAGUGCCUCCAGAUUACAGAGCUCCAGCCUCCAUCUCCCUGACCAUCAACCUUGACCCUGUGACCUUCAACCUUGACCCCCACCCCAAUUCCCAACCCCGCCCUCCACGUCACACAGACUGUUCUGUAUUUGUUUUUUUAUUUGUUUUUUUAUUAAUCUGUUUGUUUGUUGUACUGAUUUUAUCUUUUUUUACUCUUCUCGUUAAUUGUCUGUUUUUGUUUUGUUUUGUUUUUUUGCUUAGUGCCGUUGACUCACCUGAUUGGUACUGAACAUGUCAUGUCUGUCUAUCUCUGCAGACCGGAAAAUAACUCUCUCACACACACACACACACUUGGUGCAGAAUCACACUCCUACAUCUACACCAGUGUUAAACACAACUGUUAACUGACUUGUACAAUAUUCACACACAAUAGAGACAUUAAAUGACACACACAAACAUGCACGCACGUACACACAAGUACACACAGACAUUGCAACACAUCUUACACCAGACUUUGUCUCUCUGUGGCGACAUGAUGCACAGUACCCAUCAGGAGGGUGGGGAGGCAGCCCUGAGGAACGGUUUAAAAACUUCAUCUGUACGUGGGUUUGUUUUAUAUUAAAAUAUAUUUAAAGGAUUAAAAAAACAUAAUGGAGUGGAGGAAAGAAAGGAAGAAGACAAAAGAAAGCAUCUGCACUGAGAAGCGACUCAAGAUCCUGAAAUGAAGGAGGAGCAGGAAAAGUGUGUGUGUGGGUGUGUGUGUGUGUGUGUGUGUGUGGGUGGGUGGGUGUGUGUGUGUGUGUGUGCAAAAACCCUCGCCAGGCAAGAGCUGCAUGCUGGCUGUGUGAGGCCUUGGUUUAAAACUGUCAGUGCUUUCUGUGUCUCAUCCGUUUAUUAUGCUGCCAUGGUUACCAAUAAAUCAUUCCAUCUGA